GCGGGGGUCUGCGCGUUUCGCCUUCCCCGCCCGAUGUUGCCACCCGGCUGCUGAUCGCAUCGCCCGCUGAUCCCACGCGGGCGUGAGGCCGUAGAGGUCCUGGUAGAGGCUGGAAACCUCCUUCGCAAAGCGGGAGUAAUGGAAGUGAAUUGUUUAACACUAAAAGACCUGAUCAACCCCAGGCAGCCCAGACUAGAUUUUGCCACUGAAGAUGGGGAAAAUGCACAAAAGGAAAAUAUAUUUGUUGAUCGAUCAAGGAUGGCCCCGAAAACUCCAAUAAAAAAUGAACCAAUUGAUUUAUCGAAGCAAAAAAUCUUCACUCCAGAAAGAAACCCCAUUACUCCAGUUAAGCUUGUGGACAGACAGCAGACGGAACCAUGGACGCCCACAGCUAACCUGAAGAUGCUCAUCAGUGCUGCCAGCCCUGACAUAAGAGAUUGGGAGAAGAAGAAGGGACUCUUCAGACCCAUUGAGAACAAGGAUGAAGUGUUUACAGACUCUCUGCAGCUUCGUGUUGUGGGGGACGUUGCUGUGGAGAAAUUUGAGAAACGCAGGCCGAGCAGAAAACAGAAAAGUUUAGGACUCCUGUGCCAGAAGUUUCUAGCUCGCUAUCCAAGUUAUCCCUUGUCAGCUGAGAAAACCACCAUCUCCCUAGAUGAAGUGGCUGUCAGUCUUGGCGUUGAAAGGAGACGCAUCUAUGACAUUGUGAACGUGCUGGAGUCACUGCACCUGGUCAGCCGGCUGGCCAAGAACCAGUAUGGCUGGCACGGGCGGCACAGCCUGCCGAGGACCCUGCGGAACCUCCAGAGACUAGGAGAGGAGCAGAAGUACGAGGAGCAGAUGGCUUCCCUCCAACAGAGGGAGCUGGACCUGAUGGAUUACAAAUUCGGAGAACGUAAAAAAGAUGGCUGUGCAGAUCCCCACGAUCAACAGUUGCUGGAUUUCUCGGAGCCCGACUGUCCCUCCUCAUCUGCAAACAGAAAAGACAAGUCUCUGAGAAUCAUGAGCCAGAAGUUUGUCAUGCUGUUCCUCGUCUCUAAAACCAAGAUUGUUACUCUCGAUGUGGCUGCCAAAAUCCUGAUAGAAGGAAGCCAGAAUGUGCUGGACCACAGUAAAUUUAAAACAAAGGUCCGACGUCUCUAUGACAUCGCCAAUGUCCUGACCAGCCUGGCUCUGAUCAAGAAAGUGCACGUGACAGAAGAGCGAGGCCGUAAGCCAGCCUUCAAGUGGAUCGGGCCUGUGGACUUCGCUUCCAGUGAUGAAGAACUAGUGGAUGUUGCUGCAUCUGUCUUACCAGAACUGAAAAGUGAACCAUACAGCAAAGUUCACGUCUGUGCUGCACAGAAGCUGGCUCGACGUGGCUCCUUCAACAGAGUUCCAGCUUCUGAGAGGAGUCACAGGAAAGUGAACUCGGGACCCAGCAGCCCUUCCAGGGAAGAACAAGGACCAGGUGGCUUCCUAGAAAUUGGAAGUCUGGCAGCUAUUUACCAGCAGCAAAUAGAAGACAAGCCACAGGGCAAAGCCUUGGACGGGGAGGGGGUGACGCUUCCAUCCAGCAGCCUGGACCCCGCCGCUCCUUUCCCUGUCCACCCUGUGGACUCAGAAUACUGUGUCAAUCCUUUAGUCCACCAGGUGUUUUCCGUGCCUCAGACGGACUUGCAGGCCUUCUCCACACAGAAUGGUCUGAAUAGACAAGUAGGUGUCUCCCUCGCUUCUGCGGCCUCAGACGUGGAGAGCCUGAAGCCAGGCCUGCUGGCCGGCCAGCCCCUGCUGUACGUGCCCUCCACCUCUCUGUUCAUGCUGUGCGGGAGCCUACAGGAGGGACCGCCCCCGGAGCCCGGGUCCGAGAGGGACAGCAGAGGCUCAGAGGCCUCAGCCGCAGCGCUGUGGUCCACACCCACAGCCCAGAAGCGCCUGGGUGAGGAGAGGCAGCUGCCAGAGGAGGAGGAGGAGGAGGAGCCAGCCGCUAAAAGACAAAGCAGGGGCUACGAAGACGGCCCUCUGUCCCUGGUCAUGCCCAAGAAAUCCGCAGAUUCCUCAGAUGUUGCCUCUCCCAAGAUGCGGGGUAACAGGGCGUCUGUGUCCCUUGAAGACAUGCCCUUGAAUAGCCACCUGCCUGCUGCAAGGGGCGUUUGGGGAAAGGCUCCAGCACAUGGCUUCGUUUCUUCCGAGUGGGGAAGUCUUCCAAGGAACACAGAGAUUGAAAAGCCUUUGCAAGAAAAUGAAGGCACCACCGAGCCCUCUUUGCUGCAGUGUCUUUACGUGCAGCCAUCAGCCGGAUUAAAUGGUCUCAAUGUGCUCUUACCUGGCAGUCAGACCCCUCAUGCUAUGAGACCACCUUCGGGUCAGCUGCCACCCCUCGGUGUCCCUUGCAUGGUCUUACCAUCUUCGACACUGGGCCCAUUUCCUGUUCUCUACUCUCCCACAAUGGCCGGGCCGGUUUCCCCUGCCCCUGGCUCUGUCCCAAACACGGGACCUGGGAGUUUCCGCUUGCCAGGCCUCGGAUCAACGCCUCAUCUUCUCAUCGGCCCUGCAGCCCUGGUUAACCCAAACUCCUCGACACUCCCUCCAGCAGACCCUCAGCUUCAGGGUCCCCACUCACUUACCCAGAGUCCAGUGAUGUCCAGACUGCACAACGCCACCCAGCCCACAUCCCCAGUGUACGAAGGACACCCAGGCUCUGUGGUGAAAUUACAGCAGUCCCCAACUCCAGGGACCCCCAAGAGCACCCGACACACACAUUGUGAGACAUUCUUCAAGACGCCCGGCAGCCUUGGAGACCGGGUCCUUAGGAGAAGAGAGAGCAAGCAGUCGCAAAACGCCAGCUCGGCGCAGCGGAGACUUGAAAUACCCAGCGGCGGUGCCCACUAGCCGGGUGCUCUGCCCGAUGGCGUGCCUCAGACCGCCUGAGCUUCCCUGUCCGUCACAGGUCAGGUCCUGGCGCUGGAGCGAAGCAGAAUGCACGCCAUCGGGCCUUUCACCCUCCGGUCCGCACGUUAACUUCCCAUCACCGUCUAUUCUCCUGAAAGUCAUUGUUACUAAUUGCGCGUUUAGUACCAGUUAGCGCCCAGACUCUGUGCCUGGUGUCGCAGGGAAAGCGCCCGCUGACUUGUGGUUUUGCUCCAAGAAUUCUCUAUUUGCUCGAAGUAGAUCGGAACAGGCUACUGGAGCCUGUGGUUUGCCUAAAGGUGAGGCCUGUCCAGCACUUAGCCAGGGUGAGUGUCCCUGACGUGUCUUUCCACUCGCCCUGAGUAGAUCUGUGGUGAGAGAGCCUUCCUUCCUGCAGAUUAAAAAGCUACGGCUUCCUAGGCUUCAUCGGGAAGACAGCGUCAGCUGUGAAUCCUACCGUGUUAUUUAUUGUGUUCCCGGAAUGGGCCUUAGUGCAAAUGUUUACAAGUACAGUGGGGCCUU
Myotis brandtii (Brandt's bat) is the source of this 3411-nucleotide messenger RNA. RefSeq names its product E2F transcription factor 7 (gene E2F7). Gene Ontology annotation, cellular component: RNA polymerase II transcription regulator complex. The record is from RefSeq and is a predicted model, not a curated record. The coding region runs from base 139 to 2871 and encodes 910 amino acids. The transcript has 13 exons. Gene Ontology annotation, biological process: regulation of transcription by RNA polymerase II. NCBI's taxonomy places the organism in Eukaryota, Metazoa, Chordata, Mammalia, Chiroptera, Vespertilionidae. Gene Ontology annotation, molecular function: RNA polymerase II cis-regulatory region sequence-specific DNA binding; DNA-binding transcription factor activity, RNA polymerase II-specific.